ACUCUCCUGCGUAGCAGCAAGUUGUGCUCCCAGAAGCUACCUGCGAUCUGGUGGUGAUCGAAGAAGAUGGCGAAGCGCAAGUCGAUGAGCUCCAAGAUGGCGUCCAGGAAGAAACCGGCGCCCAAGCUGGACAUCACCUUCUGCUGCCCCUUCUGCAACCACCCCGACAGCGUCGCCUGCACCAUCGACCUCAAGCUCUUGGUCGCCAGCGCCGUCUGCUACAUCUGCGAGGAGGCCUACCACACCACGGCGCACUACCUCACCGAGCCCGUCGACGUCUACCACGACUGGAUCGACGCCUGCGAGAAGGCCAACCAAGGCGUCGAACUCCAAGCCCUGGACUCCCACAAACGACAGCGGCGAGUCGGCAGCGACGACGACGACAGCGAUGCCUGAUCGACUGAUCGAGUUUGCUUUCAUGGAUCGAUCGAUACAACGUCAAUCUAGUCCUACGUAGUUUGAUGUUUGAUCGUGUCUCUUGAAACUGUAUUGAUUGGAGCCUGUAGUCCUGACCGAUCAUAUACCUGUGUUGCUGCGCACUGUGUAGCUCUUGAGUUAUGAUCAUCAGCCAAUCUUGUACGUAUGUACUGAACCUGUGACUGGUUUCGUUGUUGCCUUUUUUUCGACCGACGAGAGUACCUGGUCCUUUUCGAAAUCGAAAGAAAAAAAAGAGCACCUUCUUGUCUCUAGAAAAAAAAUUCGCACCGUCAAGAACAA
This is a messenger RNA of Triticum aestivum (bread wheat), 717 nucleotides long. Its product is annotated as transcription elongation factor 1 homolog. Gene Ontology annotation, molecular function: RNA polymerase II complex binding. NCBI's taxonomy places the organism in Eukaryota, Viridiplantae, Streptophyta, Magnoliopsida, Poales, Poaceae. Gene Ontology annotation, cellular component: transcription elongation factor complex. Gene Ontology annotation, biological process: transcription elongation by RNA polymerase II. Bases 67 to 396 code for a protein of 109 amino acids. The transcript has a single exon. The record is from RefSeq and is a predicted model, not a curated record.